Molecule: messenger RNA, 1083 nt
Organism: Recurvomyces mirabilis
Lineage: Eukaryota; Fungi; Ascomycota; Dothideomycetes; Mycosphaerellales; Teratosphaeriaceae
Exons: 3
Coding region: 1-1083 (360 amino acids)
Source: RefSeq, a predicted model, not a curated record
AUGGGUUCCAUAGGUGAAACAGUCCAGCUGCAGUUCCAGGACCCGGUGGUUGUGAAGCUUUCCGACGAAGAACGCAAGAGCGGUCGUAUGAACGAAGAGAAUGUUGCGGCAGCUGUGAUAGCAUUCCACAGAGAUGGCUUCGUACUCCUCGAAAACGUCGUCGAUCCCGCGCACUGCGACACCCUCGACGCGGAGAUGUGCCUCGAAGCCGAACGCAUGGCCAAAGAUCCCAAGACAAUCUGGAACGAUAAUCUCCACGCCCCCAAAGAAAAGCGUUCAGGCAACAUGCAACACGCCCCUCCCCUACGCCCAGAAGUAAUGUACGAAGACAUCUGGGCUAAUAAACUCACCGCCACCAUACUCUCCAGCAUCCUCGGCCCCAAUCCCUCCUGCAACUUCGCAGACGGCAACACCGCCCUCAGCGGCGGGUACGGAGGUCGCCAAACCGUACACGCAGACAUGGCGUACAACUUCCCCGGUAUGCCGUGCACCAUUACAGCAAACUACUACCUCGAAGACGCCUCUGCCACCAACGGGUCGACGGAACUCUGGCUAGGUUCAGCACGAUACUCUACCUUCCGGGACCAUAAAGCUUGUCGUGUGGCAGGACCAGAGGACGAUGUGUCCAAGCCGACGAAAAUCAGUCUACAAACUGAGGAUGACAACUACGCCAUGGAAGCCAAUUUCGGCGUCCGCCUGGAUGUUCUCGAGGCGAGGAGAAAAAUCGCUCCGCCGGUCCAGCCAAAGGUCAAGAAAGGGGGUGUGAUGCUCCGGGACCUCCGGCUUUGGCACGCAGGGAUUGCGAACCCGAGUCCCAAGACCAGGAUCAUGCUGAAUUUCAUCUAUACGCCUUGGUGGUAUAAGUGCCCGACCAAGGUCAACCUCCCCGAGAAAGCCAGACCGCUAGCUGAGUCCUGGGCGAAUCGCAAAGAUCAUCCGAUUGUGCUGCAGACUCGUUAUUUCCCUACCGAAGCCGAGUGCAAAGCGCAGCAAUUCGGGAUCGAUUUCAGUAGUCGGAACCCAUCGUAUUGGAAAUCAUUGGACACUUCGCUGAUUGCUGGAUACACUUUCAUCGACGAGUAG